Messenger RNA from Copidosoma floridanum, 947 nucleotides. RefSeq lists its product as uncharacterized. Gene Ontology annotation, biological process: microtubule cytoskeleton organization. The record is from RefSeq and is a predicted model, not a curated record. Lineage: Eukaryota; Metazoa; Arthropoda; Insecta; Hymenoptera; Encyrtidae. Gene Ontology annotation, cellular component: microtubule cytoskeleton.
ACUCGAGAUGGAACAACGUCUAAAAAAGGAGGAGGAAGAAAGAAAUGCAAGACGUAAGCGCGUUGAAGCUAUUAUGUCGAGAACACGGAAGAGUCAAGCCAAUGCUCAAAAAGACGAAGGAGAUGACGGUGAAAAGUCGAAAGAGGACAGUCCGAGUGAUGAAAGUAACCCCGUGCCAAGCAGCAAAUCUGAAGCUCAGGGUUUGACAAGAAGUUUGAUAUCUGAAACAACCCAGCAGCUGAUAAACAGUGAGCAGCGUGCCCAUUCCAAUAGCAUAUCACUGAUAAAUACCGAGCCUAACUACGGCCUCCUACUGCACCACUCCAACGGCACAAAUCAGUCAAACGGCGUCAUGAGCAUUGAAAAUAGUAUGAAUAGCAAAUCACUCUUCGAUAAUGGAAAUAGUACUGCGCAGCAGCAGGAACUCAAUGGCCACCAUAACAGUAUGAGACAUGACAAUGGCUUGGUCACUGAUACAACGAUCGUUGCUUUGGAUCAUGCCACGGUAAGACCGAGUUUACUAAUAAAAUCGUAGGACUAAAAUCUUUUAAUUUUUUUAUGCCAUGAUGUCCAUUGUGUAUGAAAUAUUAAAUAAAUGUGAGUGUAUAUUCAGAAUGUAAAUUACUUGUUUAAAUAAAUAUUUUUCAUUGUUUGAUGUUAUGAACAAAUAAAAAAAGAGAUCCAACUUUGUUUUACCUGUAAUAAUUUGUUAGACUUUUAUGUGAAAAUUCGAUACAUUACUAUAGAAUAUCAUCAACUGAACAAGUAGAAAGUCAAUCACAGACAUUCAAGCAGUAAUAGCGAAGUUAUAGAUGAAAAAAUUAACAAUAUUAGGAAAAAUAAAUUUUAUAAUGAGAUAUAACCAACUGCCUUAAAUAUUUUUAAAAAAUUUAACUUUGUAGAGGAUUGCCCGAAAAAUUUGGGAAAAUAAAAGAACGAUAAUGCAA